AUGAGGAGAAUGGAGAUUGCUGGAGAGAAGAACUGGGUGACGGUGAGGCAGCGUAGUCGUGGGUCAAAACACCACUUUUCUGUUCCGAUCAAAACAUUAAACAGGUUCUCCCCACUCAGUGAUGCACCCACUGAAAAACCUGAUGAAAGUGCUCUAGUUAUUGGUGAUUCUAUGGUACGGAACGUGAAUAUAGAGACACCAGCCACCAUAGUCAAAUGUUUACCGGAAGCCAGAGCGCCUGACAUCUUGGCAAAUUUAAAAGUGCUGGCAAAUGCUAAACGUAAAUACAGUAAGAUUGUUAUUCAUGCCGGCACUAAUGAUGUUCGUCUUCGCCAGUCGGAGAUCACUAAAAAUAACUUUAAAGAGGUGUGUGAACUUGCAAGCACGAUGUCAGACACUGUAAUAUGCUCUGGUCCCCUCCCUGCUUACCGUGGUGAUGAGAUGCAUAGCAGAUUGUCAUCACUCAAUGGCUGGAUGUCUAAGUGGUGCCCACAGCAUAACAUAGGUUUCAUAGACAAUUGGAUGAGCUUUUGGGGCAGACCUGACCUGUUUAAAAGAGAUGGUCUUCAUCCCUCCCGGGGUGGAGCUGCUCUUCUUUCUAGAAAUAUGAAGGAAGAAGGAAACAUCUUACUUGAGUUGUAA
Carassius gibelio (silver crucian carp) is the source of this 642-nucleotide messenger RNA. RefSeq lists its product as uncharacterized. The record is from RefSeq and is a predicted model, not a curated record. NCBI's taxonomy places the organism in Eukaryota, Metazoa, Chordata, Actinopteri, Cypriniformes, Cyprinidae. The coding region runs from base 1 to 642 and encodes 213 amino acids. The transcript has 3 exons.